AAUUAAAAUGCACUUGAACGGGGACUGUUUCUUCCUGAAGGCUGCACAGGAGCCGGCCGUUUUUGACGCAGCCUCUGGGCAGUUCUGAGGAAGGAUCUCUCCGGGAGCUGCCGCUCCAGCCUUCUCGACUCACUCGGACGCCUCCUGGGCUCGGGAGGAAGGGGACCGCUGUCUGCAUUGGCCACGACGCUAGCUGCCAAGAAGACCUGUCGCCUUUGUUUUUAAGUCUCCAGAAAUGAAAGAAGACAGCGAAGUCAGUUGAAGUCCUGAGACAUCGCCGAGGCGUCUGCAGGGGCUUCCUGGAGACCUUCGUUCCCCGGCACUUGGUGUGUUUCACCAGCCCUGCCUGUCCCUCCUCGGAGCCGGCUGCGGCAUUCUUCCCUCUUGGGUGUGUGCUGGCAUUCCCCUCACCCCCCCACAUGUGGACUCCAAAGGAUUUGUCCCGUAGUCAUUUGAAAUGAAAUGAUGGCCACGCGUCGGACUGGUCUGCCCGAGGGAGAUGGUGACAAGCUCAAGGCCUGCGGGGCCCCCGCCUGCGAGGUCUCAAAAAGUAAAGAUGGAAAGGAACAAAGUGAAACUGUAUCACCGUCCGAAGAUGAAACAUUCUCCUGGCCAGGUCCUAAAACAGUUCUCUUGAAAAGAACAUCGCAAGGCUUUGGUUUUACAUUGAGGCAUUUUAUUGUUUAUCCCCCAGAGUCUGCAAUUCAAUUUUCAUAUAAGGAUGAAGAAAAUGGAAACAAAGGAGGACCUGACAAAUGGCAAAUUGGUAAAGUUACUGAGGACACUUUUAGUGCAGAAGACAGAAGGGAUAAGGAAAGCAAAUCUCAGUGGACUGGAAAAGUGAACCUCAGUGAGGAUGAGGGUGGUGUGGUUGAAGACUUUGGCCCCCCGGGGAUAUUUGUUAAUGUCUGA
Molecule: messenger RNA, 912 nt
Organism: Carlito syrichta (Philippine tarsier)
Lineage: Eukaryota; Metazoa; Chordata; Mammalia; Primates; Tarsiidae
Product: rho GTPase-activating protein 21-like
Exons: 5
Coding region: 463-912 (149 amino acids)
Biological process (GO): Golgi localization
Molecular function (GO): protein binding
Source: RefSeq, a predicted model, not a curated record